This is a messenger RNA of Tachyglossus aculeatus (Australian echidna), 3327 nucleotides long. It is a transcript of the gene MMGT1, whose product is annotated as membrane magnesium transporter 1. Gene Ontology annotation, cellular component: Golgi apparatus; EMC complex; early endosome. The record is from RefSeq and is a predicted model, not a curated record. The transcript is spliced from 4 exons. Bases 57 to 452 code for a protein of 131 amino acids. NCBI's taxonomy places the organism in Eukaryota, Metazoa, Chordata, Mammalia, Monotremata, Tachyglossidae.
GCCGCCGGGAAGAGGAGGAGGAGGAGGAGGAGGGAGCCGGUGCCGGUCCAGGCAUCAUGGCGGCGUCGCUGUGGAAAGGGCUGGUGGGGAUCGGCCUGUUCGCCCUGGCCCACGCCGCCUUCUCCGCCGCUCAGCAUCGUUCUUAUAUGCGAUUAACAGAAAAAGAAGAUGAAACACUGCCAGUAGACAUAGUUCUUCAAACCCUGUUGGCCUUUGCAGUUACCUGUUAUGGUAUAGUACAUAUCGCUGGCGAGUUUAAAGACAUGGAUGCCACUUCAGAACUAAAAAAUAAGACAUUUGACACAUUAAGGAACCAUCCAUCUUUUUAUGUCUUUAAUCACCGUGGUAGAGUAUUGUUCCAGUCUUCAGAUACAGUGAGUUCUUCAAACCAAGAUGCUUUGUCAUCCAACGCAUCACUAAAGUUACGAAAACUUGAACCUCUGCGCCGUUAAGGUUUUUACUGAUUGUAACAGUAGAACAGGACGCGAAGCUGGAAAUUGGGAAGUUUGGGGUAUAAAACACUUUUUUUAAUUUCUGGAGCAGUAUUUAUAUUGAUCUCCCAGACUUUAUAAAAUAGGUAUAACUAAGGACCUUCUUUGUACACUGUUAAUAAAUGAAUUGUGAAUUAGGAAUGCAGUGUAAAUUAUUGCUACAAUUAUGCUGUGAAACAUUUCUUUAAUCUGUCAAACAUUAAACACUGUUUCAGGUAAUUUUCAGUUAAAACACAAUUCUUAUCUUUUGAAAAGACAAUUUUAGUGGAAAAAAGUUUCUUUGAGGACAGAGGAAUGGCUUUUGACAUAUUUAUUUCUUUGGUUUGCUUGCACUACAAUAUCUGGAAUUUUUGUGGGAAUACUGUUUGGACUGCAACUUGCAGCCAAAAGUGAGAAAAAACUGUGGGACUUCAUGUUCUUAACCUCAAAUAUCCCCACUGGAGUGUUUCUUUUGGAGACAAAAAGUGAUUCCACUUAUUCUGAGGUUGUGCCACCCUCCCCUGACAGUGGUAAAAUUUAAGCUCCUACCACGUUUUUGAUGUCUUUACACUCCCCCAUUAACAGAAGAUAACCGUUACGUUUCCCCAACAUUUGUUUGGGUACGAACAUUUGUUUGUAUUGCAGUUGGUUUAUGUUGCCGAGCACUUCAUAGCAGAGAUGAGUUUCUUUUAGGAUAAAUAAUUUAACAUGCUCAAUUUUUAAUAAAGUAUUAAUAUUGCUAUUUCAUUUGUCUACAAAACUUGUACUAAUUGGUGAAAUUGUUUUUCAGUAGUAAGAGAACACUGAUCAAAGGUUGCCGAUUCAGUUCAGUUGCCUUUGCUACAGGACUGUUAACUUUUGGGGGAGGAAAAUUGGUUAGGAAUUGCUGAUUUUCAGCUUAUUCAAAAGACUUGUGUGAAAAGACCGUAUUAACCCCGUGAGGUUAGUAAGUCGAGAAGCAAGUUCCUUUUAUGGGAUCCUUUGUUUGAAAAUCGAAUAAAAGGGAGCAACUGGGCCUAAAUAGGACAGAAAAUUUAAAUCAAGCUCCCCUUCUCUAGCCACUCUAUUUUAAAAAUAGAAGUUAAGAUAAUGAAACUCUGUCCUCCAGUCCAUAGCAGAUAUAUACCAAAUUUCCGUCUUUCUCGCACACUUUGAAAUGGAACAUGAAUUGAGAUGACCUUUGACCGCAUUUGUUUCUACCGUUAUAAAUUUAACAUUACUUUGGAGAACGCCUGCCCGUAACUGUGAAUUUUAGAAAGUUUUCCACUACCCUCUUUUCUCCAUAACAAAAUGUAAUAAUUGUUUCAUUUUAUAGGUCCAAAUGAAAUUAAUAUUAGAUUAAGAUGAAGAUGAAUUAUCCUUUGAAUGGAGACUUGCUCUUAUUCUUACUCUUUCACUUAAAAAAAAAAAAAAAUCCCAAAAAGCCAACAUCCCAAAAGCAAACCAGUCCUGCGCAUCAUGUAUGUAUCCUGCCUAGGAAUCCGAAGCCCCCAGAGUGUGAGAUGAUGUUUUAUUUAAUUAUAAAUUUUAUGCUAGAGUACAGUCUGUUUUUACGAAAUGGCCUCAUUUGUGAUGGAAUCAAAGAUGGGUACCUGCUAUGAGCCAAGACAACAGUUCUGAAAUUAGCUUAAAUCUUAAAUGUGGUUUGAGAUUAUUGAUGGUGAAUUACAUUGGAGCGUUUCCCGGCUGCUGUUGUCUGUGAAUGUCCUUUUCCUCAGCAGGAAAUGUAUUGCUUCUGGCCUUCCUCUUUUCCCUUCCUUCUCCUCUCUUUAUAUUCAAAGAUUCCAGUUUUUAUUUUCCAGGAUAUUUUAAAUCUAUCUGGUGAGAAACGAUUCUCACUUUGGAGACUGUCAUUGUUGUGAAAUACUCGGUCGAUCCAAGUCAGUGGCGUCGUACCAUUCCGGUCUAAACAAAUGUCAAGUGCUGAACAGUUUCCCGGGUUUGUUUGUUUUUUUCUCGCGCUCUCUCCUUACCAAGCACUUAAAUAAUGCACUACCCUGUUAUGGCUUAGCCAUCCUCUGUGACAUUCAUUGUUGCAAACAUGCCUUCUCAGGCAACGAGAGCCUGCACCUCCCUGAGUGACAAGAGGGCUUCAUUGGCAAAGGACUGGACUUGCAGUUACCUAUUAUGUGUCUAAUUUUUGGCUAGCAAGCUGCUUCGAGCCAGUUAAACUUCGGAAUCGCUAUUUUCUCCUUGCUUGAAGUCUCUCAAUCUUCCCGAGUCUGUAAUUUAGUCCUGAAGCUGGGUGAAUCAUGACACUUGUGCCAAAAUGGAACAGCUAAUGCAUCUGGUGACAUGACUGCCGACCCCUUUCUACCAUGAUCCAUCUAUCUAGCAUGGGAGACAGUGACACUUUAACAAUUAAGAGGAAUGUUGCAGAACGCUUAAGCUAGAAAUGCCUGCAGUUGUUUGCAGAAACCAUCUUUCUUACAGGGCCAUUUGGCAGCGGGUAUCGGCUUUCUGUGGUCCUUUGGAUCAGUGCUACUCUCCUUUUAGGUAGAUGCCCGGGGAGCCAGCUCACUGGUUCAGUAAUUCUGCACCAGAGGUCCACUCCAUGCAAAAAUACAAAUGCAGCUAGUGUUAAUCUUGGGAUGAAUAUGUUACGUGACCCGCUGGAGGGGCACGGUUUUGGUUUCUCAAACUCUUCGAUUGACGGUUUGGGAGAUUUCAGACAGAACCUUUCCAGCUGUAUUUUAUCUAAUUCAUUAUGUACUGGGUAGCCUUCCACGUGAGCAUUGACCACUGUGUCAUCAAGCUGUACAAAUGUUUGGGUUGGUGGUUUUUUUUUUUUUUUCCUUUUGUUAAAUGAUCUUGCCAUGUCCAAUAAAGAACAGAUAUCCUUUCUCUGCUCCCUGAA